AAGAAAGAAUUGCUUCUAACUAACAAGUACUUAUAACUUACUCAAUGGCUGCUCAAAACCAAGUCCAAAUCACCAUUCCUAAAGACCAUAAUGGCCAGAAGCAAACCCCCGAGGAUGAUUUUGACUACUCUCAAAGAGCACAGUGGGUUAGAGCUGCUGUUCUAGGAGCCAAUGAUGGAUUGGUCUCAAUUGCAUCCUUGAUGAUGGGUGUUGGAGCUGUCCAAAAAGACGUAAAGGCCAUGAUACUUAUUGGCUUUGCAGGUCUGUUUGCCGGUGCUUGUAGCAUGGCCAUAGGAGAGUUUGUCUCUGUGUAUUCUCAAUUAGACAUAGAGAGAGCUCAAAUGAAGAGAGACAAAGCAGCAGGAGGACAGAAUCAAGAACAUGAAGAAGGUAACAAGGAACAACUGCCAAAUCCAUUUCAGGCAGCUGUUGCCUCGGCUAUUGCAUUUUCAUUGGGUGCCAUUGUUCCAAUUCUUGCUGCUGCAUUUAUAGCAAAUCAUAAGGUGAGGCUGGCUGUGAUUGUGGCUGCAGUGAGCUUGGCAUUGUUAGCAUUUGGAGGAAUUGGUGCUUUCUUGGGCAGAAGUCCAAUGGUGAAAUCUUGUGCCAGAGUUUUAAUUGGUGGAUGGAUGGCUAUGGCCAUUACCUUUGGCCUUACCAAGCUAAUUGGCUCUAGUACUGGCAUGGAGUUGUGACUGGAGCCUUUAUCUAGUUCAGAAUCAUCUUCUUAAGAAGUCGUUGUUGCAUCAUGCAUGUCCAAUAAAAUCUCAUUUUCUGUAUGAUUCUGAUGCAAAUGCUUAAAAAAAUGGUAUUGAAGUGUUGGCUAUUACAUAUCCAUUUUACUACUGUAAA
Molecule: messenger RNA, 849 nt
Organism: Solanum pennellii
Lineage: Eukaryota; Viridiplantae; Streptophyta; Magnoliopsida; Solanales; Solanaceae
Product: vacuolar iron transporter homolog 4-like
Exons: 1
Coding region: 45-692 (215 amino acids)
Biological process (GO): intracellular manganese ion homeostasis
Cellular component (GO): membrane
Molecular function (GO): iron ion transmembrane transporter activity; manganese ion transmembrane transporter activity
Source: RefSeq, a predicted model, not a curated record